AUGAAAUUGCCAAGGGCUGGUUUGUUUACGUUGAUUUUGCUAACAAGGUUCACAGAUGGUUCGGUUGGUGAUGGACAUCAAGUGUAUUUGAAGUGCGUAGGAACUUGCAUUGUAAGAUAUGACUGUCCUCGAGAACCGGAUGCUUUUGGCUGGAUCUUUGGUGAGUGCUUCAGGUGCCGUCACACUUGUAUAUGGAGAACUGCCAAUUAUUUUACUGAUGUUUUACAUCUCUCCAUACCACAAUUUUAUGGCAAAUGGCCUUUUACAGCUAUAUGGCUGCCAAUUAUCGUACCAGUCCCAAUUCAUGAAUUUGGCUCCGUUGUGUUUUCUAUACUAAAUUUACUUACAACUUAUUCAUUAUACCGAACAGUUAGACGUCUUCACCGGUUAGCUCGUUUAAAAUUAGUGUGGACUGCAUAUUCGAUAAUUGGAAUCAUGAUGUGGUCAUGUUCAACUGUUUUUCAUUGGGCAGAUUUCUGGUUAACCGAAUAUUUAGAUUAUUUCACAGCUUGCGCAUUCAUCGUAUUUGCCCUUUUUACUAGCAUUUCUUUCACUAUUAAAAAACUUCAGAAUAGUUUUAAAGGAAAAAUCAUAUGGCUGCUGUUGUUUGUAAUCUUGUUUUAUCUUUAUGCAGCACAUAUAUAUAGCCUUACAGUUUUUUUCGACUACGGUUAUAAUAUGAAAGUUUGCAUUGCAUGCUCUUUGCUCACGGCAAGUAUUUACUAUAUGUGGCUGUUUCAACAGUGGUUGCAAAGAGACCAUUCUAACAGACAAUCCUUACUAUAUUUAGGAAUGUUGCUGGAUUUUAUGCCGAUAUUUGGAUUAUUUGAUGCGCACUCGUUAUUUCAUCUUGCCACUGUACCAUUGCCAUUACUGAUGGCUCGUUUUAUUGUACUCGAGAGUGCAUAUGAAAUGCGCCGGCAGUUAGGAAGCAUCAAAUUGGCUUGA
Messenger RNA from Thelazia callipaeda (thelaziosis nematode), 948 nucleotides. The record is from the annotation of a GenBank genome assembly. NCBI's taxonomy places the organism in Eukaryota, Metazoa, Nematoda, Chromadorea, Rhabditida, Thelaziidae.